Messenger RNA from Spodoptera exigua (beet armyworm), 1938 nucleotides. Lineage: Eukaryota; Metazoa; Arthropoda; Insecta; Lepidoptera; Noctuidae. The record is from the annotation of a GenBank genome assembly.
AUGUGGUGCUUGACAUCCGAAAAUGAUAAUCGAGUCAUUUAUAUUCUUUCAUCUAAUCAAAUAGUCAUAGGAAGAGAUGUUGUUAACCAAGUAUGUAACUUUGCUAUACCUAAUGAUCCUUCAAUAAGUAGACGACAUGUAACGCUGGCCGUAAUUGAUAAUGAAUUGUUUUUGCAAGAUUUAGGUUCUAAAUACGGAACCUUCGUCAACUCCAACAAAACCGAACAUAAUGUCAACAUAAAAUUAAAGGAGAAUGAUGUUGUAAAGUUUGGUAAAAUCAACAGUGUAUGGAAAGUUAAAGUUAUUGAUCUGAUAACAUGUACAUCGACAUUGAAAGGAGAAAAUCUCCAAAAUUUGAAACUGACUAUAUCUAAAAUGAAUGGCAUUUUGAAGGGAGAUUGGGAUGACACUUGCAAUUACCUAACUAUGCCUGCUAUCACAUUGACUAUUAAAGUUGUGUUAGCUUUGGUGCAAGGAUCGGAUAUUGUCACUGUUGAUUUUUGGAACAAGUGUCUUGAAAACAUUACAAAUUUUAUGGUGCUACCAGACCCUAAAGAGUACCUGCCCAAAAUUGUAGAAUCUACACUUAACAAAGAAGUAGUUUCAUUCCUGCCAGAUUCCCGGCGCAGGACAUUGUUUAAAGGAAAGAAGUUUGUAUUUUUCUCAAAGAGGCAGCAUGAGAUGUAUAAAACUGUGUUGGUUAAAAGUGGUGCCACUCCUAUGCUGUUGAGUGAAUGUAGGAUGACUACUUCUAUGCUAUGUGCCGAAAAUAUGAUUGUGAUACAAUAUAUUGCAAGUGGUGCCAGUCAAGAAACUCAAUCACAAAAGAAAACAAUUAAUGAUAUUGUUGCUCAGUUAAAAAACAAAGGUAAAAGAGUUGUGGCUGAUGCAGAGAUUGGUCUUGCUAUAUUGUACUGUUCUUUGGACAAAUAUUGUAAUCCCAACUUUAGUUUCACAUCUGAAGUAGUUAAACAAACACAAGCACCAGUAAAACAAUCAAAAGUAUUGGCCCCUGAAUCCCAAGACCCUGAUUCUGAACAGAAAAAAGAAAAUAUUGUAAUAGAUGAGAGUUUAAUGUCUGAAGAACAAGCUAAUAACCAUUCUAAUAAAAGAAAAUUCAGUGAGGUCACAACUGAAGGACAAGUUAAUGCUAACAAAAAGCUAGCUACAUCUUGCUUGGUAGCCAAUGUGAAAACUGAAAGUGUCAAAAGAAGACUGUCAGAUGAUGAUAAGUCAUUGAACCCUACAAAAAAAGUGGCAAUGGAUAAAGAGAAUAACAGUGAAACAUUACAAAAUAAUCCACCAGAAACAGCGGAUAAUGACAGUAAUUAUGUAUUUAAUUUUGUUAAAACAGGUUCUACUAACAAUACUAUAGGAAAUAAAGUAAAGAAACUCAAUCUCGCAAGACCACAGAAAAGAAAAAUUAAUGACAACAAUGCAGAUGACAAUCUGUUUAAUUUUGUUCAGACUGAGGUUCAAAAUAGUCAGGAUGUUAAGUCUGAUACAAAUAAUACUCCCAAACAAAACUUUAGUAUUUUCAAUAUAAAUAAAAAGAAAAAUGAUACUCAAGAUGCAGUUGAGGGAAAUAUAAUUGUUCCUAAAAUUAAAGGCCUUUCAGCGGAUGAGAUAUCAGCAAUGAGAGGAUCUAAAUUAAAAGAGUUAAUGGAACAAAAUUCCAGGACAUUACCAACAUUGAAGAAAGAAAAAUGUGAAGAAUUAGAAGAGCAAAUGAACAAAUUAGAUUUAUGUUGCACUAUAGUUACUUCUUGUAAUAAUUUGAUUGUAAAGCGAGAAUCAAUUAUUGAGACUGAUAUUAGUUCUGUUCACAAUACUUCUCUUAAGAACUUUAAAAAAUUCAAGAAAGUAUGGCCAAUAAGGAGAUCAACCUGUUCAAUAAAUGCAUCUUCCAUAAACUUAAGUGAUAACACAGCUGCAUAA